CCCUCUCUCUCUCUCUGAAUAGUGGCUUUGCGUUUAUAAAAUGGCCUUACAAGAACCAACAAGAGAAAAUUUCUCAAUAAACCCAUAAUCUCUUUCUCAACCCCCAAAGAAAGAAGAAAUUAACAAUGAGCCGAAGGAACAAGAACGGCCCUAAGCUCGAGCUAAAGCUGAACCUCUCGCCACCUCCUUCUCAAGCCAACCUGAUGAGUCUAGUUCGUUCUCCAAGCCGAUCCAACACAACUUCACCAAGCUCAUGCGUUUCAUCUGAAACGUACCAGGAGGAGAUGGAGACAACAAUCUCAAUGGUACUUGUUGGUUGCCCUCGUUGCCUUAUGUACGUUAUGCUCUCUCAAGAUGACCCAAAAUGUCCAAAAUGCAAAAGCACGGUCCUACUAGAUUUCCUCCACCAAGAUGUCUCCGCCGCUACAACCGCUCCUGCCGAUAUCACGAAACGCAAUAAGACCUGGUGGAACUUUUUUGUUUAACGAAACCCUUUUCGGAACGUAAACCUAUAGACUAGCUGAUCCAACCGUACUAGUUUCUAUAUUUUUCUUUUGCUUCUUCUCGUGGUUGUUUUGUCUUAGAGUAGUGCUAAUCACGCUCCACAUUUAGACUAAACAUGAAGUGGAACGGGAGUAGCACUAACUUUGCUUUUAAUGCAAUAUGAAAUUAUUAGAGCA
Messenger RNA from Brassica oleracea var. oleracea, 680 nucleotides. RefSeq lists its product as uncharacterized. The coding region runs from base 126 to 485 and encodes 119 amino acids. The transcript has a single exon. The record is from RefSeq and is a predicted model, not a curated record. NCBI's taxonomy places the organism in Eukaryota, Viridiplantae, Streptophyta, Magnoliopsida, Brassicales, Brassicaceae.